This is a messenger RNA of Colletotrichum chrysophilum, 3189 nucleotides long. RefSeq lists its product as uncharacterized. The coding region runs from base 1 to 3189 and encodes 1062 amino acids. The record is from RefSeq and is a predicted model, not a curated record. Gene Ontology annotation, biological process: copper ion import; intracellular iron ion homeostasis; iron ion transport. Gene Ontology annotation, cellular component: plasma membrane. Gene Ontology annotation, molecular function: ferric-chelate reductase activity. The transcript is spliced from 2 exons. Lineage: Eukaryota; Fungi; Ascomycota; Sordariomycetes; Glomerellales; Glomerellaceae.
AUGGCGUUGAGUGACCAAUCAUCCACGUACCACAUUGGGUUCAAGCAGGGGACCAUCAAGCUGUUUGAGCUACGGAACGUCUCGACAUGUCUGCAGUACCUCCUCCCGACGCUGAAGUCGUUGCCGCUCACCUUCUCCCUCCUGGACGUCGGCUGCGGCCCAGGUAGCAUCACCCUCGACCUGGCGCGGCACUUCCCCCAUGCCACAAUCAUUGGCGUCGACCAGAGCGCCGAGGUGACGGAGCGCAACCAAGCCAGCGUCAAGGCCCUCGGCCCAGGCACACGCGUGGAGUUCCGCCAGGGCGACAUACUCCGCCCCGAGACGUUUCUCACGCCCGCCGAGAUGGAGGCCAAGUUCGACGUCGUCCAUGAACACACCACGCUCAUCUGCAUCCCCGAGAACGCCCCCGUGCUGAGGCAGAUGCGGCUGCUCGCGAAGCCCAAGGGCGGCAUUGUGGCGUGUCGCGACGGCGAUACGCAGUCGCAGGUGCUGUGGCCGCCGUGUCCGGAGAACGCGGAGUUGCAGGAGCGCAUUUACAGGAUGAACGGGCUGGAGACGCAGACGGGGCGUCGGCUGAUCCACAAGGCGCUAGAAGCCGGGUUCCGAAGGGAUCAGAUCACGGCGUCGGCAAGCGUGCUGUCGAAUAUCACGCCCGAGGAGAGGUUCGCGUAUGCAGGGUCCAUGCUGGAUAUUCUUGCUGACGAGAAUUCUGAGUAUCGUCGGGCGGCGGCCAAGUUUGGGUACACGGCGGAGCAGAUUGAUGUGCUCCGAGCGAAUAUGCAGCGGUUCAUUGACGCCGAGGAUGCUUGGAGACUCACCCUCCUCUUCAACACCAACAAGCUGGCGUGCAACGAGAUGGCGCCCAUAUCACGUCUGUUUGCACCAGGUCUCGCCGUCGCCCUGUAUGCCAUCGGCGUCCACGCCGAUGGGACCGGCCUCAUCGGCUGGGGCAAGACUCUCUACGACCCAACGUGUUCUUUCGCUUGCCGCAAUGUCAUCAGAAAGCAAACUCUCGCCUGCACGCCCGUCGACUCGAGCGCGAACCACGGUACAGCCCACAAUCCAGUGUCGACGCCGCCGAAAUGCUUCGUCUCGGAUCACGUCUUUCUGCUCACUAUGGCGCUCUGCAUCGACACCUACUGCCCGCUGAGCGAAAAUCCGCCGAUUGCCAAGCUGGAAGACUAUUGGGCAUCCCAUCUCGGGACCGGUACACUGGGGAACUACAAAUACACUCCUACCAUGUCAUACCAGGAGGCUCUGGCUGCUGCGCGCGAGGAAGAAUCAAAGGCUGCUCAAAACACCAACUCUUCGUCUUCAGGCUCCGACAGUGGAGGACACACCAACCACCGCAGAGCUCCUCCAGUACGACUUGCGGUCCGCCAUGGAGACAUGGCAAUGGACUCGGCCGACGGCCUGACAGUUUUCAAUGUCUCCAGCCCCCUUCCCAAGGCAGCAGGCGGUUCCAAGCCUCUCAAUACCACCAGCUUCGUCGGUCCCACUGAGUGGCAGCUUCAGUGGAACUACAUGCACGACUUUGAGACAAACGAGGCAGGCCACUCGACGGUCACUAUCGUCAUCACUCUGGUCGCCGUCCUCCUCCCCGUCGCCCUCUCGGCGCUCCGCUUCAUCCCAGGUUUCACAAAGAACUUUGCCUGGAUAUACUGGCAGACUUUGCUGAUUCAUCCCGCCGCCUUCGGUCGCCGUCAUCGCGAGCCUGUCGCCGGGAUCGGCAACAUUCCCACUCGCGGUCAAGCCAUGUACAUCUUCGUACUCAGCUUUCUCAACAUCAUCCUCUGGCUCGGCCCAUACACCAUUCACCAGCCACAGGCCAGCUUCACAUCUCUGAAGAUGCAGAGCAUCAGCAUCAUCGGCAAUCGCGCCGGUGUAAUGGCCAUGGGCAACUUUGUAGCGCUGUUUCUAUUCGCCGCCCGCAACAAUGUCCUGCUUUAUCUGACAGACUGGAGCUACAGCACUUACUUACUGCUUCACCGCUGGCUAGCCUACUGGGCCAUCUUCCACACCAUCGUCCACUCCUUCAUGCUCCUCGCCAACUACAUCCUUCAAGGCACCUACGAGGCCGAGAUUGCCCGCGAGUACUGGAUCUGGGGCAUCGUCGGGACCGUCGCGGUGAGCGCCAUCCUGCCCUUCUCGCUGCUGUGGGUGCGCCAGCGCUUCUACGAGUUCUUCCUCGCUUCUCACGUCAUUUUGUCGAUCCUCUUCAUCUUCGGGUAUUACUACCAUAUCUGGUACGUCUACGAGUACAACUGGGGCUACGAGAUCUGGAUCUUCGUCGCUGGCGGGGUCUGGGGCGCCGACCGGCUCUUCCGUCUUGUUCGCACUUUCUGGCAGGGCCUCAGAUGGGCCACCAUUACCACGGUUGAUGAUGUCGAUGGUGAAUACAUCCGAAUCGAGGUGGAGGGGAAACGCCUCGAUGGCGGGGUGGUUUACCUCGGAUUUCCGACCCUCAGCUGGCGUUUCUGGGAGACACAUCCGUUUUCUGUCGCAUAUUCCGGACUGAAUGACGCCAUUACUGAGUCGAGGACUCCAGAAUCUCCAGUUUCGACUCCGGUCAGGGAUGACAAGACGGAGCCCGAAUCACCAACUGUUGAAGCUGACCCCGAAAAGGGCAUCAACGCCCAACCAAACACAGUCACCACACCCGCACGAGGGAGCACAGAUACCACAGUCUUUUAUUCUCGCUCUCGCAGCGGUAUGACGCGUGCCCUCGCUGCCAAGGCAUCCCCUUCCACUCGCAUUCGAGUCCUUCUCGAGGGCCCCUACGAACAUUCAGGCCACGUCUCGGCACAAAUCGCCCACUGCACCGAUAUGAUCUGCAUCGCCGGCGGCGUCGGAAUUACUGCGUGCCUUCCCUUUGUCCGCAACCGCCCUGCUGCGGGUAGCACGUCGCUCUUCUGGUCCAGUCGCCACCAAGGCCUUAUCACGGCUCUAGCACCAGCCCUUCACAGCCUCCCAAGCAGUGUCAAGGUUCAAACGAACGUCGGGGAGAGACUGAAGUUAGAUGCCAUCCUCACGAGGGAGAUGACUGCUGUCUCUGGUGGUGCGCUGGCUGUUGUUGUCUGUGGCCCGCCCAGUAUGGCGGAUGAUGUCCGCAGUAAGAUUGUUGAAAUCACGAGGAACGACGCAAGGAGCAGGCCCUAUGUUUUGGUGGACGAAGCGUUUGUUUGGUAG